Chelmon rostratus (copperband butterflyfish) is the source of this 4511-nucleotide messenger RNA. RefSeq names its product ATP-sensitive inward rectifier potassium channel 12-like. Lineage: Eukaryota; Metazoa; Chordata; Actinopteri; Chaetodontiformes; Chaetodontidae. Bases 305 to 1954 code for a protein of 549 amino acids. Gene Ontology annotation, biological process: potassium ion import across plasma membrane; regulation of monoatomic ion transmembrane transport. Gene Ontology annotation, cellular component: plasma membrane. The record is from RefSeq and is a predicted model, not a curated record. Gene Ontology annotation, molecular function: inward rectifier potassium channel activity. The transcript has 3 exons.
AAACAACAGGGAUAAAAGAAUGAAGAAGAGAUGAAGAAGAAACUAAAAGAAGGAACUAAUAAUAGAGAGGACAAAUAAAAGAAGGGACAGCAGAUCACAUGACUCUGAGGAUGUGGGACCUUUGCCCUGGACAGUGAUAGUGGGAUUUUGAGAAGUGAAGGAAUUCAAAUUGCAACCAAAACACAGACAGCAGCGACUAACUGCAGGUGGUCCACACACCACCUCCAUGGUGGAGACCUGAUCUUUGGGAGCAGGACAGAGUCUGUCCUCCCGCCCAGGCCCCGUACCAGUGAUCACUGGUGCCAUGGGAACAAGUAGGUCCAACAGGUACAGCAUUGUGUCCGACAUUUUACCGGAGGAGGAACGCCAGAAGAUCGCUAGUUUAAGACUCAACAACGGCCACAGUUCCCCCAACUUCCAGCUGCACUCGGCCUGCGACACAGAGACAGAAGACAGGAGGAGGAGUUCAGGAGCCUCUGCUGCCGCGCCCGGCUCAAGGGGACAAGGAGGGAUGAACAACUACAACGGGAAGAUUCUCACAAGGGGCUCCAGCCAAGUACGGAGCCGGUUCGUAAAGAAAAAUGGACAAUGUAAUGUUUUAUUCACCAACAUGGAGGAGAAGAGGCAGCGCUACCUGGCUGAUAUCUUCACCACCUGCGUGGACAUCCGCUGGAGAUACCUGCUGCUUAUAUUCUGCACCAGCUUCAUGGUCUCGUGGCUUUUCUUUGGCAUCAUCUUUUACAGUGUCUCCCUGGCACAUGGGGACUUUGAGGAGCACCUUACGGUGAAGGGUGAUGUGCUGGCGGUGGGGGGGCUGCAUGGACCCACCUCUGGACACGCAGCUGGAGGGCAGACACAAAGGAUGCCCUGCAUACUCCAUGUCCAGGGCUUCGUUGGCGCGCUCCUGUUCUCCAUGGAGACCCAGACAACCAUCGGUUACGGAUGGCGCUGUGUUACCGAGGAGUGCCCUGUCGCCGUGUUAACCGUGGUUAUCCAGUCCAUUGUGGGCUGCAUCAUUGACUCUUUCAUGAUUGGCACCAUCAUGGCCAAGAUGGCACGCCCAAAGAAGAGGAACCAGACCCUUGUCUUCUCCAAAAACGCUGUCAUCGCCCUGCGCGAUGGCAAGCUGUGCCUCAUGUGGAGGGUGGGCAACCUGCGGAAGAGCCACAUUGUGGAGGCUCAUGUCCGCGCCCAGCUCAUACGUUCAUACGUCACAGCUGAGGGCGAGUUUAUCCCCUUGGAGCAGAUGGACCUCAAUGUGGGCUAUGAUGAGGGCACAGACAGGCUGUUUCUAGUAUCUCCACUUGUUAUAGUCCACGAGAUAGAUAAAGAUAGCCCGUUGUACACUUUAAGCCGAGCCGAUCUGGAAACAGAUGACUUUGAGAUCGUUGUGAUCUUGGAGGGGAUGGUGGAGGCCACGGCCAUGACCACCCAGUUCCGUAGCUCCUACAUUGCCAGAGAGAUCUUCUGGGGUCACAGGUUUGAGCCGGUGAUCUACGAGGACCGGGACCGCUACAAGGUAGACUACGCUCGCUUCCACAAGACCUACGAGGUGCCGUCAACGCCCCACCUCAGCGCGAAAGAGCUCGACGAGGCCGCGAGCCGAGCCUCUUCGACAGCUUCUCCCGCCUCUGCGUGCAGAACCACGCAAGACUUGAUCCCCCGCUCGCUGAGCGCCUUCUGUUAUGAGAACGAGGUGGCAUUGAGUUGUGGGGAGGAAGAGGACGACAUCUUCGACUCCUCUCAGACUGUAGGGAAGGAGAGAGCAGAGGAGAGGAGGACUUCAGUUUCUGUAGACUUCCAAAACAUGUUCCAGGACACUGCGACCAUGACAUCAGGCAGCCACAGCGUCAUGUGUGUUCUGGACAUGGACAAUAACCAGAUGGAGUUUGACAUCCUACAGACUGCCAUCCCUCUUGAUCCAGUGACCUAUAAGAGCGAGCAAGAGAUCUGAAGAGCGCGGGGAGAACGGAUUGUCACGUGUUCAGCUCUGGAUUGCAUGUACAGAAAUGUAAACGCCCUUUGCCUUGCCAGUGUCGUUUUCUAUUCACAUGUUUGUUUGUUUUCUUUUCAUUGAGAUUAGAAAUGAAACAACGGAAGAAACCGUUUUCCUAAAUAACUUUUGGCACAUGGAGCUGCAUUCCUUGAAGAGCCAUAACGAUCAACCAGACUGAUUCUGCAGGAGGACAAAGAGUCUCUGACAAAGCGCUGACUUUUGGGCUUUUGGCUCCCUUUCAUUAUGAAUUCAUAAACCAAAGGAAAGCACAAUAGAAGAAAAAUAUCCAGAAACUUGAGUCAUGUUUUAGACUGUAUGUACAUUUUGCAUAGUUAGAAUUAAUUUUCUGUGAAUGUAAACAAGAGAUUUCAUGAAAGCAAUAGCAGAUUUGAUGUAACUCUCUUCCUUUUUGAAGAGGACUGAGGUCAAGACUUACAUGGUCAGUUUUUAAGACGUGCUGUUUACAUGUGGUGGACUUCUGCUUGAUAAUCUCCAUGUUGUUCAUAGACUUCAAUGGUCAUCAUGCCAGCAACCGUUCCCUACAUAGUCUGCUAUUUGCACUUAUGUGAGGCUGCUUAUUUACUUAAACCUUUCCCUGUAAAACACUAAAACUCCCCUUUAUUUUGGCGUCUUAGUGAACAUUAGUGAGAACCUACUGCUUUUGCUGUGUAGUGAACCAACAAGACCAUUCCAAGUGCAAUCACUAAGUGUAGCAGCAGGAGGACUUUUUUUUCUGAAUUUGAUCAAGAUUCGGUAAGACAAAUAUUUUUGACAAAUAUCUUGAUUUAAUGUGAUUUAGGAAGACGUCACUACAUUUUAAAUCUUAUGUUAAAAACAUGUUUUUUCUCUUGAAAACACAGUUGAGUUUCAAGGAAUUAUAUUGAAAACAAAACAGAAUAUUUAACUUCGCAGUAACAAAUACUUUCAUUAGAUUGUAGAAGCUAAAAAGUUUCUAACUAUUAUUAAUCUAUUGAUGUUAUUAAUAUAAAGCAAAGUAGACCUUUUAUUCACUUUAUGGAUCACUUCAGAACGUCUUGUUUCUUGCGGAGGCUGCAGCCAGUGAAAACAGAAACAAUACUGAGAAGUAGCUUUAACUCAUGUUUGUGCUGUUGUUGUUCGCCAAAGGUCUGGAGUUAAACCACAGAGAGCACCUCUGAUUUAUGAUUUGGGAAGUGGGGUGCACGCAGCAUACUCAUUAUCUUUGAGACGUAGAGCGGUGUGAAGCCAUCCUACAGCACAGCGGGAAACAAAGGGAUAGAGGCUGAGGAGUGUCUGGACAUGUGCAAUAGAUCCCUGGACUGGGACAGUCAAGUAAAAGACAUGACAUUUAAAAAGACUGUUGACCUGCUUUUUGCAGGGACAGCAAACAGCAGGUUCAGCAUGCUGGGAGAAGCAGGUGGUGUUCAAAAACUAUCAUAGAAAAAGAAUAUCUAAGUGAUUUUUGAUUUAAUGUGGCAAUUUUCUCAGAUUUCGGAACCUGAUACAAAAAAUGUUUAAUACCAUUGAGCCAUGAUGUUGACAGCAAAAAUUAGGAUGUGAACUUACAUUGUGAAGUCACCUUUAUUUAGAGUCAUUAUACCUGCUGCUCCUGAUGAUACUGCGACUCUCGUCAUUGAAAUACUCAUUUCACUCUUUGUUUGUUUCAUUUGUAAAUUUGUUCCUACUGGUCGUGUUGCAUAAGCAGGCGUUUUUGCAUCUUUUGCAUCAAUACGGCUGUGUGAGCGGGAAAGAGAGAGUGACGGUAGAGAUCACGUGCAUCUGAGCAACAGGCAUUCCAAAGCAUUACAGCUCAACGUUUCAAUUAACUCAGUUUUCAUUGCAAACUUGCUAAACAUUCAGGAACUUAUUAAGUAUAUAUAAGCAUUUUACUGGAAACACACACUGGCAGCCAAAAGGAAAUUAUAUUGCUUUUAGAGCUUACUCUAAAGCAAUGUGUUCAAAAAUGUGCUAUGAAUAAUUGUAUGUGUAGAUGUAACCUUGAUAACUCUAAUCAGACCAUUGUAACAGACAGUUGUACUGUACUGCAUGGACUGUAAAUAAAUUUCAGUGUGUUCCAUUUUUAACAGUUCUUGCCAGUUUCCAGAUGUUCAAAGGUCCCUUUGCUCUGAGUGUCUUGAAUGCUCCAAACACUUUGAUUUUUAUUUCUAAAGCUCCUGAAAGCGGGAUUUCAAAUUUUACAUACUUUUUGAAGUGUCUGUGCGGCCGAAAAUGCUGCUAAAUUGUUCAAGAUCAACCCAUAAAUGUGAAAAAAGACAGUGUUGAAAAGGUUUGGACUGGCAGUGUGUAAGAGUCUUUCUGUAAUGCUGGUUUUGAAUUGUGUAACUCGUUCAUAGUUCAACAUGAGCACAGACAGGGAACCAAGGAAAGCAUCCACUGUAAAUGCCAUUUUGUGAUUCCUUUGCUUCCUGCUUUGUAUAAAUGUAAAGGUUUUCCAACUCGUGAUUGGAGAUAAACAUGCACUAAGCAAAACUACUGAACUAAUUAAAAUAAUCCGAAGAGAGAAAAUCUCAAGUAC